Dalotia coriaria is the source of this 3803-nucleotide messenger RNA. RefSeq lists its product as uncharacterized. The record is from RefSeq and is a predicted model, not a curated record. NCBI's taxonomy places the organism in Eukaryota, Metazoa, Arthropoda, Insecta, Coleoptera, Staphylinidae. The transcript is spliced from 6 exons. Bases 244 to 2745 code for a protein of 833 amino acids. Gene Ontology annotation, molecular function: RNA polymerase II cis-regulatory region sequence-specific DNA binding; DNA-binding transcription factor activity, RNA polymerase II-specific. Gene Ontology annotation, biological process: regulation of transcription by RNA polymerase II.
CAGGCCUGCUGAACCUGCCGAAGGAAGUCGACGUGACGCGCGCCCCGCGAAUCCUUGAGAUUGUUAAAAAAAGCAGCGGUGUAGCGGUGAGCGGACUCAACCAUCAACUCAGUCAGUCCUACUCGCUCGUUUGCGGUCGACGGCCGACGGCAGCGCACGCCUGCAACGACCCGCCGCCCACCGCCAGCUGAUCGCCGUCAUGUUGCACUGUCCGCGCUGCUCGAACUAGCGCCACCGCAGGCCAUGGAGCCCGCCGUCGCCGCCGCCGGCUGGAGUCUGCAUGACUCCGCCAACAACAAUAAAGAGCACCGUAAUCGCAACUACCUGCUGCAGCAGGAUGUGCAGGCGGUCGUCAGUGAAAAGGGCAAGCAAAAAAUACAAUGCCUGCUGGAUCAGGUAUACGGCCUGCUGCCGAUCGAGCAGCUGCUGCUGUACCUGAAACUGCCCACCGAGCAAACGGGCGCCGUCGACCCGCUGCGGCAAUCAAUGAAUCCAUUGGGCAGUCGCAGCGAGAUUAACCAGACUAUAAUUUGGAUUCAAACGCACCUGGAGGAAGAUAAGGAGUUGUCGCUGCAGAAGAAAGGCGUCUAUGAUGAUUAUGUAUCGUUCUGUGAACCGAACGGUAUCAAACCGCUUUCCACCGCUGACUUUGGCAAGGUGAUGAAGCAGGUGUAUCCGAAUGUACGCCCACGACGACUUGGUACUCGUGGUCAGAGCAAGUACUGCUACUCGGGGCUGCGCAGUCGCGUUAAACUGGAUGCGCCACUUUUGCCUGAUUUGUCUGACAAACCAAUGUCAACAGAAGCAAAUUGUACCCAAUCCGAUUACAUGGCAGCCGCAUGGUACAUAAUCAAAGAAUGGGCGGAAGAGAAGCUCUCGGUACAAUUUCAAAGUGCCAUAUCGUUAGCUUACUACUUGGUUAAAGAGCUUUCGAUUGCGAUUGGUUCGGAAGCAGCGCAGGUUGUGACGACGUUGGCCACGACGACUUGCAGCGACAAUACUCAUUAUGGUUACAUCAAUAAACACAAAGAGACAACGAUGCAGCUGCAGCGCAAGCUUCAGCAGACGAAAGAGAGUAAAAGGAAACAGAUGCAAACGGAAAAGAGUGAACAAAAGUUUCGUGGUAAGAAAUUUAAAGGAUCACCGCCGUCAACGAGCUGCAGCACAUCACCGAUCGUCCCUUUGGAGAACAAGCACAGCCCACAGACGCAUGAAUAUUCAUCAAACUGUGAUAGCGCCAAUAAUUCGUUACCUGAUUUUAAUAGCUUUCACCGGCCGCCGUCAACGACGCCCGAUGUUGAUUCUACCAUUACGAACAAGUCAAAUUAUAUCGGCAAGGCGGCACCAACACGCAUUGCGAAACAAUCCGCGUCGAAGCGAAAUAAAAGCAGCAAGUACAAAGUAAUUCAGCCGAAACCUGAGUUUUGUGAUAUCGAAUCUUUUGAUUCGAAAGACAUGGUCGAUAAUGGAGGUGUCGAUAACGGCAAGCCGAAGAAGAUUAAAAAGGAGGAAGCGCUGGCGUUUCUUUCUUCUAAUGACCCAUCGCCGUAUUUUUCGCGCGAACGCCUCGAAAGUGUAAGUCAAGUCUCCAAAGACGCUCUAGACGAGUAUCUCGGUACAUCUAACAGCCAAGAGCAACAAGAAGAAGAGAUCAUCAAAUACCUAGGUAAUAAUGACGGCGAUAAACUUGUCCAGUUGCGUGAGUUGCUCGUUCAAAACUGCCCUGCAAGUAGCACUUCUUCAGCGUUCACGCCAGCGAGUAAAAAUAAUCAACGCAAUGCGCAAAAAUCGGCGCAGAAUAUGAAUGCGAAGCGACGCGUUAGUUUCGACACGACUGUGCAGGAUGACUACUCGUUCCGGCGACGCAAUGAGGUUAACUUUAUCCCUAUUUCCAGCCCGAACGGCGGUAAGCAGUCGAUGUGCUCGAGCGCUAACGCAAGUCCUUUUGUUAGUCCCCGUAAUACCCCAAUCCUGCGCGCGGUUAAACACCGUACCUCGAAACCGAAACUCCCGAAUCUGGAGCUGAAACUCAACCACCACCACGACCCUGUCGAGUAUCGUAAUACAAUGGUAAAUUUACCGAUGUCGGCACCGCCGAGUCCAAAAACAUACGCGUAUGGUAAGUUUUAUCCCAGUACACAAUCCGCUUAUCCUCCGCAUGUAAUAGACGAUACUUUACCACAACCUCAUAAUUCCUUCCGCUCACAGUCUGUCCCUGUUAACGCCGAACAGAAUCAAAUCUACAAUGCGUUUAACUACCCGCCGGCGGGUAUGAGUUCAGAGCUGAAUGAAAAUAUGGCCGUCAAUGAGCUCAUCAACGAUAUGGAAUCACUACCAGGCGAUCUACACAUGUUUGACAAUGCAUCGUGCCGUACGCGGAAUGAUGAUGAGCUUAAGUUUCCGUCCAGAUCGGUGCCGAAUACACCACUCCCCUAUCAUCCUACUGUAGAUUUUCAAACAUUUGAUAAAAUUAAUGUCAGCUCUAAAUCCUAUCCGACCACACCACUUGCUUCAGAGACAUUUAAUUAUGGUCAGGGCCAUGAUUAUCUGCUGAACGGGCAGCCUAUUAAGGAGAAGCCGAUUAACUUUAUGCCAGCGCCGACGGACGACAGCAACACUGUAUAUUCCACAUUUUCGGAUGGAGAGUUGAAAGGUGUUAAUGUUAGCCUGGAACCGAGCCUACCUGAUUGCGAACUUAUUAGCAAGUCUAAUAUCGAUGACAUUUUUAAAGAUGUGCCUGAAUAAUUAUUUUAGAACAUAUGAAACGACUGUGAUACACACGCUGAGUUCUUUAUGAGGGAAAGGGUCUUAUGAUUUACUAACAGGCGCCGCUGCCAUUUUGUGCAUUUCGGUUUCUGAAGGUGCCCAGCACAUAAAACACGUGUUUUGUGCAAUCAGUGAAUCAGAUUCACGAAACAAAAAAUGUAAUUUUAGAAACUUGUAAAGAACACUAAUUGUGAUUGUGUACCCUUGUGCAUAUAUUCGUACUUGUGUCCAUUUUAUCUAUAGCUGAUUCGAUAACAAAUCAAAUUGAACUCUUUACGAUUGCAUAUUGCAAUCUACGUCGAGCUUAUAUUAUUACACAUAUUUCACUUAUAUACAAAUUGUGAAAUUGUUCAUUUACGAAAUGCAUUAUUAGAAUAAUUGUUAAUGAUAUAUAAUGAUAAUUGCGUGUUUGGUUUGUAUGGAUUGACAAGGUGCAACGAAUAUUUUUCUACUUGGAUUCGAGAUUCUUGAUAAAUGUUGAAAAAUGUUAUAUAAUGUUGAGUAUGUUGUGUAUCUGUAAACGUAACUUGAAAAACGUUUGAUCUCGGCGAGGCGCGCAUCUUUUAGUACAGAUGGACAUAUAAUAUACAAUGAAUCAUAUAUUUUAUAUUGACUGAUCAAAAUACUUAUUUAAGUUUGCGAAUGCGUUUUGUAAAUAACAAAGUAAAUCCAUAAGCAUAGUGAGUAGGCAAAAAGAAUAUCUAUAUAUGGAGAGAGAGAGCGAGGAAUUGCGCGAUUAUCGUGGGCGGAUAUAUGAAUAUUUUUCGUACGUGUUUACAUGUUGUGGUGAUGUCCCCAGUGUCUUUAAGAUUUAACAAAAACGAAAUUGACCCAUUGUUAUAAAUACAUCGCACACUCACAUCCCGGUUAUGGACGAUAGGUAUUGUUUUGUUCUCGGUAUAUCUGCUGUAUUAGGAUGUCUAUACAAACAAAGUUCUGAAAACCUGCGUUCGAUGUACUUCUACAUAUUAUAUGUUAUUUGGAUUUCGCUUGUAUUCGUGUACCUAAACAAAAACCAAUAAAAUAAUCAAAUAUCA